CCAGCUCAGCGCAAGAUGGCGGCGGGCGCCUCCGACCCCCUGGAAGAGAUGCUGCUCUUCUCCGAUGAGGUGGACGAGAAGGCGGUCAGCGACCUGGUGGGCUCCUUGGAAUCGCAGCUGGCCGCCGGGCGGAGCUCGGCCGAGGCGCCCCAGCCCAGGACCUCCGCCCCGUCCCAGCCGCCGCCGCGCCAGGGCAGCCCGGUCCCGCCGCCGCCGCCGCCGGGGCGCCCCGCGCCGCCCCCGGCUCCCGAGCCGGCGUCGGGCGGCCCCGCGGAGCCCCGAGCCCCGGCGGCGGCGGGCGCGGGGCGGGCAGCGAGUGUAAACAGUAGUAGCGUGCAGCAAUCACUCCCGCGCGCCCCCAGCCCCGCCGCGCCCCCCGCCCGGCCCCUCCACGUGCCCGCCCGCGACGCCGCCAGCCCCGGCGGCAGCCCGCCCGCCGCCGCCGCCCCCGCCCCGCCGCAGCGCGCCCAGCCCGCGGGCAGCGCCAACGGCGACCCCGCCGACGCCUCCCCGGCCGCGGCCGUGCGAGCCGCCGACCCGCAGCCCAAGCUCCCCGCCCUGGGCGGCUCCGCCAGCCCCGCGCCCGCCGCCGCGCCGGGACCGGCCGCGCUCGCCAACGGCGCCGCGGCCAAAGCGGCGGCGGGCGGCGCCUCCAAGCCGGGCGGCGCCCUCCCCGCCGCCCCCCAGGCUCUGUCGCCCCGGCCCGCGCCGCCCGCCCCGCGCCUGGUGGCCCCGCAGCUGAUCGUCCGGCCGCCCCAGCAAACCACCAUCCAGCUGCCCCCCGGCUUCACCAUCCCGCCCGGCAUGGUCUUGGUGCGCACGGACACCGGACAGCUUGUCAUGGUGCCUCAACAGGCUCUAGCGCAGGCGCAGAUGCAGGCUCAAGUGCAAACGCAGGGACAGGGUCCCACCAGCAUUUCACCGAGACUUUCAGUGCCCACAACUGGCCCUGUGUUUCGCCUGUCAACAGCUCAGCAACCAACGUCUGUAGCCACAUCUACUGUCCGCCUGGGACUCCCAGUGCAAGCCAAAGUUGUUCAGUCAACUGCUGCCCCUGUCAGCGCGACGUCUGCAGUGACCCUGCCAGGAGGCUCUAUUCUUUCACACACAACCGUAUCAGUAGCUACAACGAGUGCUCAAAAUCUAUUCAAGACAACAGUAGCAACUGGAACAGCAGCUUCUCAACAGCCUGCAGUAAUUACUGGUGGACAAACUCAAUCUUCAGCACAAAACCAGGGUCAGCCUCGGCUGCCGCUUCCCCCUCACACAGCAGCGCAAGUACCAGCACAGCCCCAGGUCAUACCGAGCUCUCCCGUACCCGGCACUACAGUUGUAUCACAGGAAAUGCAAGAGAAUGUGAAAAAAUGCAAAAACUUUUUAGCUACCCUUAUAAAACUUGCUUCUCAUAAUUCACCAUCUCCAGAAACGUCCCGUAAUGUGAAAGCUCUGGUUCAAGAUUUGUUGGAUGCAAAGAUUGAUCCGGAAGAAUUUACAGGCCGCCUUCAAUCGGAACUCAAAUCAUCUCCUCAGCCAUAUCUUGUACCUUUCCUUAAGAAAAGUCUACCUGCAUUGAGACAAUCGUUGCUGAAUAGUCAGCAUUCAGUUUUGCAAGGACAGCCGCCUCAGCAGUCACUUCAGCAAACCAAGCUCUCACAAGUUAUACCUCAAUCUGCCUCUGGAAGCAUUUCCUCUGUUGUCACAACGCAGACAAUAGGAAUAAGGCAACCAAACAACAUUUGCACAGUGUCUGUAUCAAAUACAGUGCAACCUCCUCAGGUUAAGGUGGUACAGUCAAAUCAGAGUUCUCAACUGCAGAUUAUCCAGUCAACAUCUGCUCAAACUGUGAAACGAAACCCUGCUUGCCAGACUACCCAGAUUAGGAUGCCAGUGGUAAUAACUCAGACCAUUAGACCACAAGGCACAGUAGGGAAGGCACCAACAAUACAAGCCAGCAAAAGUCCUGGGGGCUUUGGUGUUCAGGUCUCUGCAAAUCAGAAAAACAAGCUGAAUGACCCUGGAGGUGGUUCUUUCAGAGAUGAUGACGACAUCAAUGAUGUUACCUCUAUGGCUGGCGUUAAUCUUAAUGAAGAAAGUGCCCGGAUUAUGGCUACCAACUCUGAUUUGGUUGGAACCCAGAUACAGUCCUGUAAAGAUGAACCCUUUCUUGCUGCUGUACCUCUACAUAAACGCAUACUUGAAAUGGCUAAAAAACUAGGAAUUACUGAUGUGCCAGCUGAGGUCGUUACUUUUAUUUCCCAUGCAACACAAAACAGAUUAAGAACAGUGAUAGAAAAAGUAACGGUGAUAACCCAGCACCGAAUGGAAUCGUACAAAGAUGAUGAAUGGUACGAACAAGCUACAGAUGUCCGAUCCCAGCUGAAGUUUUUUGAACAGCUGGAGCGCUUAGAAAAGCAAAGGAAAGAUGAACAAGAGAGGGAAAUCUUGCUAAAGGCUGCCAAGAGUCGCUCGAGGCAAGAAGACCCGGAGCAAGCUAGGCUGAAACAAAAAGCAAAGGAGAUGCAGCAACAAGAACUUGCACAAAUGAGGCAGAGGGAUGCCAAUCUAACUGCGUUGGCAGCUAUCGGUCCCCGGAAGAAACGGAAGCUUGACUCGCCUGGACUGCUUUCUGCAGGAGGAGAGGGCCUCGGCGUGUCCGGCGGGGGCCAGGCCGGCCUGGGGGCUCCUUCAUCCAGGCAGUACGCACGGCAGAAAAUAACGCGCGUAAACCUCAGGGACUUCAUCUUCUACAUGGAACAGGAGAGAGAAACGAGCCAUUCUCUCCUGCUCUAUCGAGCUCUGCUUAAAUAAAG
Cuculus canorus (common cuckoo) is the source of this 2810-nucleotide messenger RNA. RefSeq names its product transcription initiation factor TFIID subunit 4-like. NCBI's taxonomy places the organism in Eukaryota, Metazoa, Chordata, Aves, Cuculiformes, Cuculidae. The transcript has 15 exons. Gene Ontology annotation, molecular function: protein heterodimerization activity; RNA polymerase II general transcription initiation factor activity; DNA binding. The coding region runs from base 16 to 2808 and encodes 930 amino acids. Gene Ontology annotation, biological process: DNA-templated transcription; transcription initiation at RNA polymerase II promoter. Gene Ontology annotation, cellular component: transcription factor TFIID complex. The record is from RefSeq and is a predicted model, not a curated record.